Messenger RNA from Culex pipiens pallens (northern house mosquito), 2466 nucleotides. RefSeq names its product solute carrier family 12 member 4. The record is from RefSeq and is a predicted model, not a curated record. NCBI's taxonomy places the organism in Eukaryota, Metazoa, Arthropoda, Insecta, Diptera, Culicidae. The coding region runs from base 1 to 2466 and encodes 821 amino acids. Gene Ontology annotation, molecular function: potassium:chloride symporter activity. The transcript has 14 exons. Gene Ontology annotation, cellular component: membrane. Gene Ontology annotation, biological process: potassium ion import across plasma membrane; chloride transmembrane transport; chemical synaptic transmission.
AUGGUUGAAAUUGAACUCCCGGACCGCGGCAGCAGGUGGUACAACAACACGGAGAUGCUGAAAUAUAUGACACAAAGCCCCGGUAGAAUCGACGAACAACCGUCCAACCCGAGCAGGGAUUAUGCAUUCUUCGACGGACAGAAGCUCUGCAGGGCCAUUCCUUCGACGCUGCUCGUCCUUUUAUUCACGCUACUGAAGAUCUAUUUUAUAAACCUACAACUUUCUUGUCUUCUUCCCAUCCUUCACAGAUCUCUCGGGCCCGAGUUUGGUGGCGCUGUCGGGAUGUUGUUCUACACCGGGACAACGUUAGCAGCCGCCAUGUACAUAGUCGGUGCGGUCGAAAUCGUACUGACGUACAUGGCACCGUGGCUGUCAAUAUUCGGCGACUUCACCAAGGACCAAUCGGCGAUGUACAACAACUUUCGCGUGUACGGCACGGGUCUGCUUUGUGUAAUGGGUCUGAUCGUCUAUCUGGGUGUCAAAUUCGUCAACAAGUUCGCAACCGUGGCGCUGGCCUGUGUCAUCUUCUCCAUCAUCGCGGUCUACGCCGGUAUCUUCAACAACAUCGACGGCAACGAUAAGCUGUUCAUGUGCGUUCUGGGAAAGCGUCUGCUGAAGGACAUUGCCGUUGACAACUGCACCAAGGAAGCCGGCGGACCGCUGUACAACAUCUUCUGCGAAGAUGGCGGAGAAUGUGACCCGUACUUCAAAGAACACAACGUUUCGCUCAUACGAGGCAUCAAGGGACUUCGAAGUGGAGUCUUUUUCGACAACAUUUUCCCAUCGUUUUUACAAGAAGGACAAUUCAUCUCGUACGGAAUGGAUCCGGAUGAUAUCGAACCCCUGGACAGGCCCUCGUACAACCAAGUGUUUGCCGAUUGUACCACCGCGUUUACGAUAUUGAUCGGUAUCUUCUUCCCAUCGGUGACAGGUAUCAUGGCUGGCUCGAACCGUUCCGGAGAUUUGGCGGACGCACAAAAGAGUAUCCCGAUCGGUACGAUCGGCGCCAUCCUGACGACCUCGACCGUGUACCUGUCCUGUGUGAUGCUCUUCGCCGGUACCGUGGACAAUUUGCUGCUGCGUGACAAAUUCGGACAAUCGAUAGGUGGUAAACUAGUCGUGGCGAACAUGGCCUGGCCGAACCAGUGGGUCAUCCUGAUUGGUUCGUUCCUGUCAACCCUCGGUGCCGGGCUGCAGAGCUUAACCGGCGCGCCCCGGCUGCUGCAGGCCAUCGCCAAGGACGGCAUCAUCCCGUUCCUGGAGCCGUUCGCCGUGUCAUCGAAGCGUGGCGAACCGACCCGGGCCCUGCUCCUGACGCUGCUAAUCUGCCAGAGUGGCAUCCUGCUCGGAAACGUCGACCUGCUCGCCCCGCUGCUGUCCAUGUUCUUCCUGAUGUGCUACGGCUUCGUGAAUCUGGCCUGCGCCGUCCAGACGCUGCUGCGGACCCCCAACUGGCGGCCACGCUUCAAGUACUACCACUGGUCUCUGUCGCUGAUUGGGCUGACACUGUGCAUGUCGAUUAUGUUCAUGACGUCGUGGUACUUUGCGCUGAUCGCCAUGGGAUUGGCCGUACUCGUCUACAAGUACAUUGAGUACAGAGGCGCCGAAAAGGAAUGGGGUGACGGAAUCCGCGGUAUCGCCCUGUCCGCCGCCCGCUACUCGCUGCUCCGGCUCGAGGAAGGCCCACCGCACACCAAGAACUGGCGCCCCCAGAUCCUGAUGCUGGCCAAGCUGAACGACGACCUGACGCCCAAGUACCGCAAGCUGUUCUCGUUCGUGUCGCAGCUCAAGGCCGGCAAGGGUCUGGUCGUGGUCGUGGCGCUCGUCAAGGGUGACUUUACGAAGCUGUCGAGCGAGGCGCUGGCCGCCAAGCAGAGCGUCCGGAAAACGAUGGAGGACGAAAAGGUGAAGGGCUUCUGCGACGCGAUGGUCGCGAGCAACAUCGCCGACGGGCUGUCGCAUGUCGUCCAAACGAUCGGCCUGGGAGGCAUGAAGCCGAACACGGUGAUCCUGGGCUGGCCGUACGGAUGGCGCAAGAACGAGGACGAUGCCCGAACCUGGCAGGUGUUCCUGCAGACGGUGCGUAACGUCAGCGCGGCCAAGAUGGCGCUGCUCGUGCCCAAGGGCAUCAACUUCUUCCCCACGUCAUCCGAUAAGAUCUCCGGCAACAUCGACAUCUGGUGGAUCGUGCACGACGGUGGCCUGCUGAUGCUGUUGCCGUUCCUGCUGAAGCAGCACCGCUCCUGGAAGAACUGCAAGAUGCGCAUCUUCACCGUCGCCCAGAUGGAGGACAACUCGAUCCAGAUCAAGAAGGACCUCAAGAUGUUCCUUUACCAUCUGCGUAUCGAGGCCGAGGUGGAGGUCGUGGAAAUGGUGAGUUCGCUGGCAUGUCUUUUUUUGGGGACCCGCCGCGGGGGAGGGAAAGAAACCCGUCGGUCGUCCUUGAUGGCCCACAGUCAGCGGUGA